Fusarium oxysporum Fo47 is the source of this 531-nucleotide messenger RNA. RefSeq lists its product as uncharacterized. The coding region runs from base 1 to 531 and encodes 176 amino acids. Lineage: Eukaryota; Fungi; Ascomycota; Sordariomycetes; Hypocreales; Nectriaceae. The transcript is spliced from 2 exons. The record is from RefSeq and is a predicted model, not a curated record.
AUGGGCGACUUCCAUGACCUCAUCGUGUACUUCAUGGACACAGAUCUACGCACAAUGUUUGUCCAGGCUACGACCCCCGUUCUCAGCCAGGCUGCUCUGACUGUUGCAACUGAUGAUGCUGCAUAUGGCAACGGAGAGAACAAACUAUUCUACCAGAAGCUGCAGGUGCCGUAUAUUGUGUCGAUGCUGGCUGCGGGCAAGUACUGCAACGGUAGGCGGGCCGACGCUAAGCUGAAAGAAAUUCCAACGGAUAGUGCCGUGUUUCAACGACACUCAGCCAAGUUAUAUCGUGCGCACUACAUGGAACAACUCCCCAGUAUUAACGAUCUCCUGCAGGAACAACAUGACAAUGAAUAUUCAGAUAGAAUAGACGACUUUGUAUCUGGAAUGAAGGAAAACAUUGCUGCCAAGAGUGCCAACCUGAAAGUCCCGAGCAACUCCAAAUACGAUGCCCAGCUCGCGGCGGCGCAGAAAGACAUCGACAACCUUAUCACCUGGGCCAAGCAGCGAUCGCUCUGGUGGGAUGAAUAA